Molecule: messenger RNA, 1446 nt
Organism: Rhodotorula toruloides NP11
Lineage: Eukaryota; Fungi; Basidiomycota; Microbotryomycetes; Sporidiobolales; Sporidiobolaceae
Product: MFS glucose transporter
Exons: 15
Coding region: 1-1446 (481 amino acids)
Biological process (GO): monosaccharide transmembrane transport
Cellular component (GO): membrane
Molecular function (GO): hexose transmembrane transporter activity
Source: RefSeq, a predicted model, not a curated record
AUGCCGUUCGAGCAUGUCACACGCUUUGCCCUGACCGUCUCCUGGAUCCUCACGAGCGCCGUGCGUCUCUCCUUCGUCCGCGACUCCCCACCUCGUCGCGCUGACCCGAUGGACUCUGUUCGCCUCGCACAGCUGCAAUACGGCUACCACAUCUCCUCGCUCAACUCGUCCUCCUCCUCACUCAUCUGUUCAGCCUCCUCGAUCCCUCCAUCCCGCAAGGGCCUCUUUUCCCUUCCAACAUGUCUCGAUAUGACCGACUCGGCGUUCGGACUCAUCACCAGCGCGUAUACGGUCGGAGGAUUGGGUGGUAGUUUGAACGCUGGAGGGAUGAUUGAGCGAUGGGGAAAGAAGGGGACUGCGGUCAGGAGCGCGGGGGUCAUCGUACUGGGCGCGCUGGCCGUCUCGCUCGGGUCCUACGUCUGGGUUCUGGUCGUCGGGCGGAUCCUGAUCGGCGUCUCCUGCGGCAUCGCGACCGUCCUAGUCCCGCUCUACCUAAGCAGCGUCGCGCCUCCCGCCAUUGCCGGCAGCAUUGGCAUCCUCACGCAGAUCUCGAUCAACAUCGGGAUCUUUGCCGCGCAAGGCUUCUCCAUCCCGCUCUCGACGCCCGGAACAGGUCAAUGGCGCCUCGUCUCGCUCAUUUCGGCCGGACUCGCCGUCGCGCAGAUUUUGACUGGACCGCUGGUACCGGAGAGUCGAGGGAAGGAGGAGAAGGUGCAUGACUCGGAUACGGAUGAGGAGCGGGCACCGCUCGCUGCGGACGAGGGCGAGGAUGACAGCGACUCGCUCAACCCCCGAAGAAAAGUCGACAGCGAAAAGUCGCUCUCGGUCGCCGAGGUGCUCCAGUCGCGCAAUCCGGCGGUGAAGAAGGCGAUGUGGACGUUGGUGGCGACGAUGGUGUUCCAGCAGUUCUCGGGAAUCAAUGCGGUCAUGUACUACAGCACAUCAAUACUGACCGCCGUCAACCCAACGAGUGCGAAGACUGUCUCGCUACUGGUGACCUUGGUCAACCUCAUCAUGACCUUCCCCGCCAUCUUCCUCAUCGACCGCCUCGGCCGCCGCACCCUCCUCCUCACCUCCCUCGCCCUGAUGUGCGCCUCGACCGCCCUUCUCGGCUGGAGCAUCGAUAACCACUACUUCCGCAUCGCCUCGGGAGGGAUCAUGGCGUUUGUCGUGAGCUUUGCGUUGGGGUUGGGGCCGGUGCCGUUUGUGUUGGUCGGGGAGAUGCCGCCGAGGGAGGCCAAGUCUGCUACCGCCUCCAUCGCCGUCGCUGUAAACUGGAUCUCCAACCUCCUAAUCGGUCUCCUCUUCCUCCCUCUUCGCGACUACCUCGCUCACCGGACUGCUGGCGGAGGAGGAGAGGACGGAGAAGGGAGUGGCACCGUGUUCUACAUCUUCACCGCGUGGACGGGGUUGGGGGUUUUGGUGUUGGCGAGGUUGAUGCGGUAG